AUGAUGCUGUCGUCGUCAACCGAAGAACAGUUGGAGAACGAAAGAAAGAAACGACGAAUGAGUGAGAGAAGGAGAGUAGGUAAAGAGGAAGAGGAGGUGGUGGAGCUGGAUGCGGGUGGAGCACUACGGGAGAGGCACAGGAGUAGCUUAGGAGAGGCAGGUACAGUUGUUAAACGAUAUCCCAAUCAGGGGAGAAACGAUGGAGCGAAAUGGAGUGACACCAGGUCAAACCAUCGGAUUGGCCCUUGGACCCUGGUCUUUUCCGACCCCUUCCAAGGACUCCUCCAAGAGAGAUUAAGGUGGACCUUGGAACAGCUUUCUCAGCGCAUCUUAUUCACGGAUCCAUGGAGAGUUUGCAACAAGGACCGGUCAAGACUCAAAGUCGUCAUGGAGUCCUUGCUCGGUGCACAACGACAGAUGGAUGAUUGA
This is a messenger RNA of Fusarium graminearum PH-1, 429 nucleotides long. RefSeq lists its product as uncharacterized. Lineage: Eukaryota; Fungi; Ascomycota; Sordariomycetes; Hypocreales; Nectriaceae. Bases 1 to 429 code for a protein of 142 amino acids. The record is from RefSeq and is a predicted model, not a curated record. The transcript has 2 exons.